Messenger RNA from Mandrillus leucophaeus (drill), 1307 nucleotides. RefSeq names its product MT-RNR2-like 1 (gene MTRNR2L1). The coding region runs from base 945 to 1019 and encodes 24 amino acids. The record is from RefSeq and is a predicted model, not a curated record. Gene Ontology annotation, biological process: negative regulation of execution phase of apoptosis. Gene Ontology annotation, molecular function: receptor antagonist activity. Lineage: Eukaryota; Metazoa; Chordata; Mammalia; Primates; Cercopithecidae. The transcript has a single exon.
CCUAACCAAUAUUAUUAUCAAAGAACCUCAACUAAAUCAUUUACCCAAUCAAAAGUAUAGGCGAUAGAAAUUUUACCCCAGUGCAAUAGAUAAAGUACCAUAAAGGAAAGAUGAAAAAAUUAACCAAGCAUAAAAUAGCAAGGACAUACCCCUAUAUCUUCUGCAUAAUGAAUUAACUAGAAAUAACUUCGCAAAGAGAACCAAAGCCAAGACCCCCGAAACCAGACGAGCUACCCCAAAACAGCUAAAAGAGCACACCCACCUAUGUAGCAAAAUAGUGGGAAGAUUUAUGGGUAGCAGUGACAAGCCUACCGAACCUGGUGAUAGCUGGUUGUCCAAGAUAGAAUCUUAGUUCAACUUUAAAUUUAUCUACAGAACCACUUAAUCCCCUUGUAAAUUUAACUAUUAGUCUAAAGAGGGACAGCUCUUUAGACACUAGGACAAAACCUUAUAUACAGAGUAAGAAAACCCAAGUUCCAUAGUUGGCCUAAAAGCAGCCAUCAAUUAAGAAAGCAUUCAAGCUCAACACCUGAACACCUAAAAUCCCAAUUACAUCACUGAACUCCUCACAUCACAUUGGACCAAUCUAUUACUUUAUAGAAGCAAUAAUGUUAGCAUAAGUAACAUGAAUAAUUUUCUCCACUUCACAAGCCUACAUCAGACCAGAAUACUUCACUGACAAUUAACAGACUAAUAUUAAUAAAUAACUAAUAACCAUUACUACUCGUACUGUUAACCCAACACACGCAUGCUCUUAAGGAAAGGUUAAAAAAAAGUAAAAGGAACUCGGCAAAUCUAACCCCGCCUGUUUACCAAAAACAUCACCUCCAGCAUUACCAGUAUUAGAGGCACUGCCUGCCCAGUGACAUAUGUUUAACAGUCGUGAUACCCUGACUGUGCAAAGGUAGCAUAAUCACUUGUUCCUUAAAUAGGGACUUGCAUGAAUGGCACCAUGGGGGUUUAACUGUCCCUUACUUUUAACCAGUGAAAUUGACCUGCCCAUGAAGAGGCGGACAUAAUAUAAUAAGACGAGAAGACCCUAUGGAGCUUUAAUUUAUUAAUGCAAACAAAACUAUAUAAACCCACAGGCUUUAAAUUACUGCAUCUGCAUUAAAAAUUUUGGUUGGGGUGACCUCGGAGCAUAACCCAACCUCCGAACAACCUAUGCUAAGACUACACCAGUUAAAGCGAAUUACUAUGCACAAUUGACCCAAUAACUUGACCAACAGAACAAGUUACCCUAGGGAUAACAGCGCAAUCCUAUUCUAGAGUCCAUAUCGGCAAUAGGGUUUACAACCUCGAUGUUG